This is a messenger RNA of Cuscuta epithymum, 2009 nucleotides long. The record is from the annotation of a GenBank genome assembly. NCBI's taxonomy places the organism in Eukaryota, Viridiplantae, Streptophyta, Magnoliopsida, Solanales, Convolvulaceae.
CCCUCCAAUGAAAUACACAGAAAAUCCUUCUCUCCAUCUUUAAUAUCAUUCUAGUUUAUAUUUCAACAUGGUAUCAGAGCCUUCCGCUUUAGUUUAGUUUUUUUUUUUUUAAAUUCCAGUUAAUUUUCAGACUGGAUUCUUCCUUCAGUUCAGUUUUCAGAUUAUUCAGAACCUUCAGACACCAGUCUGUCUCUAAAUCCUUUCUUCAGGAUUUCAGUUUUCCGAUUCUUCAGAAACUUGAGUUCAAUUUCCCAGAAAAUCAAUUAGCCUGAGCUAAUUUCCCAGAAAUUUCCUUCACAUACAGUCUGCCCACCCGACCUCAGAAAUUUUCAGACCAUCUGCUGCUGUCGCUUCUCAUGGGAUGGUUAGGAUUCGUUCCAGCUCUUGAAUAAGCUGACAUCGGAAAGUGACGGUACCAGGCAUACGAGCUUCUUCCUUGACCGUACCAGGAACAGUGAUCUGGCAGCACAAGCUUCUUCCUUGCACCCUUCAUUUCUCGUCGGGGCUUGCUCUAGCAAUGUCCAGGUUUGAUUUGUUAAUGAUUCACAAGGAAGAGCUUGGGCAACUUAUGACCCUAGAGCAAGGAAAACCUUUAAAAGAGGCCAUCGGGGAGGUCACUUAUGGAGCCAGUUUCAUUGAGUUCUUUGCAGAAGAAGCUAAACGUGUAUAUGGUGAUAUUAUUCCAGCAACAUUACCAGAUCGUCGCUUGUUUGUUUUGAAGCAGCCGGUAGGUGUUGUUGGUGCAGUGACACCCUGGAAUUUCCCAUUGGCUAUGAUCACUCGAAAGGUUGGUCCGGCUAUUGCCUGUGGUUGUACAGUGGUCAUAAAGCCAUCUGAGCUUACACCCUUGACUGCCUUAGCAGCAGCUGAACUGUCUUUGCAAGCUGGAAUACCACCGGGUGUGGUAAAUGUUGUAAUGGGAAAUGCUGCGGAUAUUGGGGAUGCUUUGCUUGCAAGCCCACAGGUAAGGAAGAUUACAUUUACAGGCUCAACAGCUGUUGGAAAGAAAUUGAUGGCUGGUUCUGCUGCCACAGUUAAAAAGGUGUCACUUGAGCUCGGUGGUAAUGCACCAUGCAUAAUCUUUGAUGAUGCUGACCUUGAUGUAGCCUUGAGAGGAACUCUGGCAACAAAAUUCCGCAAUAGUGGACAAACGUGUGUCUGUGCAAACCGAGUGCUUGUUCAGGAAGGGAUUUAUGACAAAUUCGUGGAAGCGUUUUCAAAUGCUGUACAAGAUUUGAAAGUUGGUGAUGGAUUUGGUGAAGGCGUUAUGCAGGGCCCUCUAAUUAAUGAAGCAGCAGUACAAAAGGUCGAAAAGUUUGUGCAGGAAGCCAUUUCUAAGGGGGCUAAAAUCAUAGUUGGGGGCAAGAGACAUAGUCUUGGCAUGACAUUCUAUCAGCCUACCGUGAUUACUGAUGUCAAGAGUGAGAUGCUUCUCUCAAGGGAUGAGAUAUUUGGGCCAGUUGCACCUCUUUUGAAAUUCAAAACCGAGGACGAGGCUAUCCAAAUGGCAAAUGACACCAAUGCAGGCCUAGCUGCAUAUAUAUUUACGACAAACAUUAGGCGAUCUUGGCAAGUCACAGAAGCUCUUGAAUAUGGAAUUGUUGGAGUGAAUGAAGGACUAGUUUCAACUGAGGUGGCUCCAUUUGGUGGCAUGAAACAGUCAGGUCUGGGCCGAGAAGGUUCGAAGUAUGGGAUGGAUGAAUACCUUGAAAUGAAAUAUGUAUGCCUGGGAAGUAUAUGAACAUGGCGAUUUAGCGUAAAUGGUGAUAAGUUCUCACUUCAGUGAAAACUUAAGGCUGUUCAUAUUGAAUAAAUAUUCCGACAGUUUGGUUUCUGAAAUCAUUUGUUAUAAAGAUUUUUUGCUUUGCGUUCGGAAACUAUGCCGUUGCCAAAUUUUGGAAAGAUUUUUUGGUGUUUUGUUUUUACGGUUUUAAUGUUUAUCCAUUUACUGAUGUGAAUACCAUUUUUUAAUUUUAGUGUAGUAAUGUGAAAUUGUGAAUGUUACAACA